GGUUCUUGCGCGGUCUCUGGGAGAGCAUCUUCCAAAGCUGCCGCAGCACCAAGCGCUCGGGAGCCUGACGGCACCUUAACGACUAAGUGACCGACCCGUAACAGCUCUGCCGAGGGCUCCCCAUGCUACGGUACCGGGCAGGACUCAGCCUCCAGCCAGUAAACACAUCUGAUCCCACCACGCCAGAUUCAGAGAAGCCUUUAAGAAACUGGCUUUGCCAGAGACAGCAAAAAGAAAUGCAGCAUUGCCCAUUUUAGGAAACAGAGCAGAAUAGAGUCAUAUUUUGAGAUUCUGGAAUUUCAGGUUUCGGCACCAGCUGUUCAGCAGAACACAAUAAUGGAAUUAUCCCCGGGUCCGCACAAACGCCGUCGGCUACCUGGGAACCUCACGGCUGCGUGGAUGUGAUGCGCCAGGCCGCCACUGAUAUCCAGAGAGAAUAUUUUUCACGGGAAGAAGGCGUUAAAGUGAUGGGCUGAACUUAUGGGAGGAACUAGCAUCAACUCAAGCGGUGAUUCAGGGGCCGUUUGGAAGGCGUGAAGGCCUAGCUUCAGUAAGGGCAUGGCCAAAGCUUUCUUCAGGCUACAGAAGUUUCUUCGGCGGACCCAGUUUCUGCUCUUUUUCCUCACAGCAGCUUACCUAAUGGCUGGCAGCCUUCUGCUGCUACAGCGGUCUCGCCUGGUCGUCCAGCAAGGGUCGCGUGGGACCUCUGCUAAUCAGGCUUUGCCCGCUUCCGACGUGGUGAUGGGGGUUGGAAUAGGGGUGGACGCCAGGACUGUGCAAAACCCUCGCCCGAGCCCCAGGCUCCUGGCAGGCAUGGAGGUGCUCCCGGAGUCAGCUCUGGACCAGCGGCACAGCCCACGGUGGCUCAUGUCCCGCAACUCGGAGCUCAGGCAGUUGCGGAGAAGGUGGUUUCACAGGUUCAUCGACGAACAGGAACCCGCGCAAAUGAAAGGCUCUAAAGCGAUGGAGCACGCUGCUGAAAGCAAAGGAACCUACAUUGGAUGCUUCAGUGACGAUUCCAGGGAGAGGACAUUGAAGGGAGCCGUGUUUUAUGACUUAAGAAAAAUGACAGUAUCUCACUGUCAGGAAGCCUGCGCUGAGAGAGCGUACACCUACGCCGGCUUAGCCUACGGAGCGGAGUGCUACUGCGGCAACAAGCUGCCGACCGCCGCCGCGAAGCCGGAGGAGUGCAACAGCGAGUGCAAGGGAGAAAAGGGCUCCGUGUGCGGAGGCGUGAACCGGCUUUCCGUCUACAGGGUGGAGGAUCUGCGGGCUGGAGCAAAGCGACGGAGGAAUGUUAUCUAUCGAGGAUGUUUUAGAGCUCCAGAAAAUUUAACAGACACCUUUCCAGCCUCUUUGAUACAGCCCAAUUUGACGGUGGAGAUGUGCUCUGAAUUUUGCUCCAAGAAAGAGUUUCCGCUGGCCGUCAUCCGCGGGACGGAGUGCUACUGCGGCUACCCCACCCGGCGCUUCACGCUGCACGACGGGGCCGAGGGGCCGCGCUGCCGCCGGCCGCACAACGGCAGCGGUGGGGCCGCGGGGCCGGCGGCCGGCAGCCACUGCCUGGUCUACCAGACGCCGGUGCAAGACACCCGCUGCACAGAUAGGAAGUUCUUAACCACGAAAUCCAAAGGGUUCGUCGCUUUGUCCAGUUUUCCCGGGGCUGGGAAUACAUGGGCUCGCCAUUUAAUAGAGCACGCCACGGGAUACUACACAGGCAGCUAUUACUUCGAUGGAACCCUGUACAACAAAGGUUUUAAAGGAGAAAAGGACCACUGGAGAAGCAGAAGGACUAUCUGUGUGAAAACACAUGAAAGUGGCAAGACGGAGAUCGAGAUGUUCGACUCCGCGAUCCUGCUGAUACGGAACCCGUACAAGUCGCUGGUGGCGGAGUUCAACAGGAAGUACGCGGGGCACCUGGGGUACGCGACGGACAGGAACUGGCAGAGCAAAGAAUGGCCCGAUUUUGUGAACAGCUACGCCUCGUGGUGGGCAUCCCACGUCCUGGACUGGCUGAAGUAUGGAAAACGCCUGCUCGUCAUCCACUACGAGGACCUGAAACAGAGCCUUAUCCCCAAGCUGAAGGAAAUGGUGGAAUUUCUGAACAUGACAGUGACGGAGGACCGGCUGCUCUGCGUGGAAAACAACAGGGACGGGAAUUUCAAGCGGUCAGGUGCCAAGCAAAAGGAUUUCGAGCCAUUCACCCAGGAGAUGAAAGACCUCAUCAACAGAUACAUCCUGACCGUGGACGAGGCCCUGAGGAGAAGAAACUUCACGGGGCUACCCAGAGAGUACGUGCCGAGAUGACAGCCCAGCAGCACCCAGCUGCACUGAAAAAAUUAAGAAAAUAAGCGAUAGGAACGAGAGACAAGAGCUUUGCAGCGGCAGCAGAGACACUGGUGGAGCCUGCAGUGCCGCGCCGGCCCUCCCUGCCCGGGGUGCUCCCCAGGGCGCCGGGCACCCCAGGUCGGGUAGCAAGGGACAGAAACGGGGUUAUAAACCCUGGCCAACACCGCCGGUGUCCACCCACACGCGGGUGGGGAGGACUCGAGCGCCUGCAGCGCCGCUGGGGGAGCGGGGACCCUCCCACCUCACCGCCCGGGGCUUCGCUGCGCCAGGGCCGCGCGCAGACACAUCGGCGCCUCGGCACCCAUAAACACUUUUCACCUGA
Molecule: messenger RNA, 2671 nt
Organism: Dromaius novaehollandiae (emu)
Lineage: Eukaryota; Metazoa; Chordata; Aves; Casuariiformes; Dromaiidae
Gene: WSCD1
Product: WSC domain containing 1
Exons: 9
Coding region: 559-2307 (582 amino acids)
Molecular function (GO): sulfotransferase activity
Source: RefSeq, a predicted model, not a curated record